AUGAGACGAAGCGAAAUCGAGACGCAAUUUUCGACAGAGGUGGUGACAGAGACGGAAGCUAACCAGCAAGCCGUCGCUGGAGAAGCCUCGAGCAGCCGGAGAAAGAGGCAACGACUUCCCUCCAUUGUACAAGGAGGAGGCGGGAAUGGUGGAGGAACGGCGAGUGGAGAUCAGAAUAUAGCCGGCGAUGAGGAGAUGACGGUGGUGCGAUCUGGGACGCUGCUCGAUCUAGAUCUUCUCGACUGUCCCGUUUGCUGCAACGCACUAACGAUUCCGAUCUUUCAGUGUGACAAUGGACAUAUAGCUUGCUCUUUUUGCUGCACUAAACUGAGGAACAAGUGCCCUGCCUGCGCUUUACCCAUAGGUAACUAUAGAUGCAGAAUAAUGGAAAGAGUUGUUGAAGCAACCGUCAUCCCAUGCUUAAACGCUAAACGUGGUUGCACCGAGAAGUUCUCUUAUGGCAAAGAGUUAGACCAUGAGAAGGAGUGCGGUUUCGCUCUCUGCUCCUGUCCUGCACAAAAUUGCAACUACAGCGGCGUGUACAAGGACCUCUACAGUCACUACGAUGCUAACCACAGGGGCUCAUCGAAUCGUUUCUGGUGUGGUCAUUCCCAGUGUGCAUGUGUGAGCGUAAGCGGUGGCAUUUUAGUUCUUCAGGAAUAUAGAGAUGGUCCGUUGGUUGUGGUCCAGAGUUUCAAGGAGCCACAAGGAGUGUAUGUGACUGCCAACUGUAUAGCACCUUCUGCUCCAGGAGUUGGGAAGUUCUCCUAUAAGCUGUCCUAUUCGAGGGGAUGUAAAACUAUGAAGUUUGAACCAGGGGAGAUGAAUAGGAUUCAGAAAGUGAGCUUCCAUACUCCUGAGAAGGACUUUAUAAUCGUGAAAAAUGAGAGAACACUUCUUAAGUCUUCUGAAAACGUUCCGGCGGGAAACAUAAGCUUGACUGCUCUGCCACAUUGA
Messenger RNA from Thlaspi arvense, 957 nucleotides. The record is from the annotation of a GenBank genome assembly. NCBI's taxonomy places the organism in Eukaryota, Viridiplantae, Streptophyta, Magnoliopsida, Brassicales, Brassicaceae.